GCAGGAGUUUGCACUGACCUCGGCUUUGAUCCAGCUCUGCUCAGGCGCUUUGGCUAACCAGAGGAAUCUGCCUGCCCUUGGACGCCAGAGCCCUGGCUGAGAGGAGGAUGCGCCCAGGCACUACCCUGGAACGGUCCCGGCUGACCUGGCAGACAAAGAGAGGUGCUUGAGCUGCCCGAGCUGGCUGCUGAACUCCCCGGGGGCCUUCUCCUCGCUGUGACUGGGGCCCGGGGAAGCCUCUGGCCAGAUGUUCUCCCCGCAGGGCUGCAGGAGAGGCUUCCCCAGGGAGCCCAACUCGUGGCGGGGUGGACCCCAUGCCUUUGGCCCCCGGGGAGCCUGGGACAAGCCACCCUGGAAGCCGAAGCAGAGAAGAGGCAGGGGCAGAGGGGACCUGCACCCCAGACCCUUCCCAGGCCAUUCUGGCUCUCCUUGGCAUGAGGAAGAUGAGAGAUGGGCACCCCACGACUGGCCCCCACCACGCUUUUGGGAUGACUUUGAAGGCAGCCAAGAACCUGAGGACUUCUCAGAGGAUUGCUACCCGGAGCCUGGCCCUGACUGCUUUUACUGGCCUGAAUGCCCCAGGGAGGAGCAGCACCCACCCUGGCCCCCACCCCCCCCGGCAAGGGAGCCAGGUGGCUUCUUUGGUGGCUCUCAGGAGCGCCGUGGGAGAUGGUGCCGGCGCCCUCGCCGUGGCUGCCGAGGGUUCCCCAGAGGCCAUCCUGCCCUGUGGUCCAGGCCCUCCAGAGGGAAGCAGCCACACUCCAAGCCAGGCCUGCCUGAGAAAAGCCAAGAGGGGGUCACAGAGAAGCCACAGCAACCUGGUCCUCCCCAGACACUUACUCCCAGUGAGGAUGGUGCACAGAGCAAGGAGCAGACAGCUCAGAGUCCACCAGAGGUGAAUGGGAAGGUCUCAGAGCCCCCCAGGCCAGCCAGACCCCCUGAGAAGAGUCCAGACACUGAUGCCCAGGCUGUGCCAGAGGCUGCAGAGCUGGAGCAGGCAGCAGCAGCAACACUGGUCAAGCCAGGAACCAGGCAGCAACCUGCAGGCAGCCACAACCAGAGCCCCUCUGCUUUGGAAACUGAGGCAGCCCCACCAGAGAAGAGCUCUGCUGGGCCAGGGGAGCCUCUGCAGGUAGAACUGUGCAGCCAGAGCGUCCCUCAGGCUGGUGCAGGUGAUGGGUCCCAACCCCAUAGUCCAGCAGCUCCUCCAGAGCUUGCCAAGAAGGUCUGCAUGGCAGCUGGCUCCACUGGGGAGGUGGGUGCUGGGCUCUGCCCCCAUUCCCAGGGACAACAGCAUGUGCCAAGUGGAACUGGAGAAGCUGAGGGAGAAGCUGCCCACAGUGAGCUGCUCAGUGGCCUUCAGCCACCUGGAAACUUGCAGGUCCCUCCAGAAGCCACCCUGGAGGCUGAUGCAGAGCCCAGCCAGGCUUGCUCCAGCGUCUGCACUACACCAGAGACCUCACCACAGACUCUGCACCCUCCUGGGUCCAGUGAGACAAAACCAACACAGGCUCAGGGUGCUCCCCAGUGGUCUCCUCGAGGCAUCCCUGAGUCCCAGCACAGGGCUGCAGGCAGCCAGCCUCAGCUUGGCUCCAAGCACCCAACAGCCUCCCCAGCCAGCACCGACCUGCGCUCUGCUGCCAUCCUUGCCAGGAAGCAGGAGAUUGAGCUGUCAUACCAACAGUUCAGCCUGACCAUCGCAGUGGUGGCCACGAUGCUGCUCCAGAAGGAGCCCUCCAUGGAGGCAUCGCUGGGGCUGGCACUGAGGGCAAACCUGCGCCAGGGCAGGAUCCAUCACCUCCGGGAGCUGGAGAACUUCAUCAGCAGCUACGACUCGGCCACCCUCAGCCACCAGAAUGAGGGGACAGGCACCUCCAUCUCACCAGCCCCUGUCUGGGGGAUGACAGAGGACCCUGCUGGUGCAUCAGGCUGCUUGUGAUGGCACUGAGCCCUCCUACCAAGGUGGUAUGCACAUGGUGGCACAGUCCCACCGUCUCUGUUGGAGAUGGAAAAGGAGGAUGCUUUGUUUUAACCCUGCCCAGACCUGUAUGUGCAGCAAAAAGGGGAGCUGGUUUUACUGGAGGAUGGUGGGAGAGAGAGCAGCUGCAGCGAGCUGCCCUCUGCCCCAGCUCCUGGCUCCUUUCCUGGUUCCCACGGAUGUGCCUUGAGAGGCUGUUAGAAGUUUUCCGUUUGAAAAUAAACCAGUUGUGAUCUCUGCA
Messenger RNA from Pogoniulus pusillus (Red-fronted tinkerbird), 2219 nucleotides. Its product is annotated as basic salivary proline-rich protein 2-like. Gene Ontology annotation, cellular component: nucleoplasm. Lineage: Eukaryota; Metazoa; Chordata; Aves; Piciformes; Lybiidae. The coding region runs from base 248 to 1939 and encodes 563 amino acids. The record is from RefSeq and is a predicted model, not a curated record. Gene Ontology annotation, biological process: protein localization to heterochromatin; negative regulation of gene expression, epigenetic; negative regulation of DNA-templated transcription. The transcript has 14 exons.